This is a messenger RNA of Durotheca rogersii, 868 nucleotides long. RefSeq names its product ribosomal protein L5 domain-containing protein. Gene Ontology annotation, cellular component: ribosome; cytosolic large ribosomal subunit. The coding region runs from base 177 to 695 and encodes 172 amino acids. The transcript is spliced from 3 exons. Gene Ontology annotation, molecular function: structural constituent of ribosome; RNA binding. The record is from RefSeq and is a predicted model, not a curated record. NCBI's taxonomy places the organism in Eukaryota, Fungi, Ascomycota, Sordariomycetes, Xylariales, Xylariaceae. Gene Ontology annotation, biological process: translation.
CCCCACAGGCGCCCACAGACAGGUGUAGGGCAGGAACCCUUUUACCACCGCGGACUGUGAAAUUUCGGAGGAGUCUUCUUUUUGAGCUUCACUCUCGCCAAAAUUGGAGCCGAAUGAUAACCCUCGUUCAAGCCUACAACCACGAUUAGUACUAACAUCCCCCCCUCGUAGCCACAAUGUCGGAAAAGGCCCAAAACCCCAUGCGGGAGCUCCGCAUCCAGAAGCUCGUUCUCAACAUCUCGGUCGGUGAAUCUGGCGAUAGAUUGACGCGUGCUGCGAAGGUCUUGGAGCAGCUGAGCGGUCAGACUCCUGUCUACAGCAAGGCUCGCUACACCGUCCGAACCUUCGGCAUCCGACGUAACGAAAAGAUCGCCGUCCAUGUCACUGUCCGUGGGCCCAAGGCCGAGGAAAUCCUGGAGCGUGGCCUCAAGGUAAAGGAAUACGAACUGCGCAAGCGCAACUUCAGCGAGACCGGCAACUUCGGCUUCGGUAUUAGCGAACAUAUCGAUCUGGGUAUCAAGUACGACCCGGCCAUCGGCAUCUACGGCAUGGACUUCUACUGCUGCAUGACGCGCCCUGGCGAGCGAGUCACCCGCCGACGACGAUGCAAGAGCCGCAUUGGCUCCGGCCACCGCAUCAACCGCGACGAGACCGUGAAGUGGUUCAAGCAGCGGUUCGACGGCAUCGUCCGGUAAAUCCUUUCCGAGACCUUGGGCGACACGGGAGGGAACUACAUGGCGUUGUUGGCUGGAUGCAUUGAUUCGGGGGAAUCUGGAACAAAAAGAUUCAUGGAUUUGUACCUAGUGAAUUCUGGCGAGUUGCUUCGUCAUUCUGGCAUGACUUGAAUCAAGUCAGCUACGGCCUCAGA